Messenger RNA from Phaeoacremonium minimum UCRPA7, 753 nucleotides. Its product is annotated as putative mitochondrial atpase complex subunit atp10 protein. NCBI's taxonomy places the organism in Eukaryota, Fungi, Ascomycota, Sordariomycetes, Togniniales, Togniniaceae. The record is from RefSeq and is a predicted model, not a curated record. Gene Ontology annotation, cellular component: mitochondrial inner membrane. Gene Ontology annotation, biological process: mitochondrial proton-transporting ATP synthase complex assembly. Bases 1 to 753 code for a protein of 250 amino acids. The transcript is spliced from 2 exons.
AUGAACUUCCCACCGCAAGCGGGAGAGAACACCGGCAUCGACACGCGAAGCUUGAGGCAGCGGCGAGAUGACUUCGUUGACUACGACAAGCACCUCAAGAGGCGCGAAGAGCUAAAACAAAAAAUCUCACGCCCAUACUUUCGGGACUGGACCAACAUGCAGUACCACAAGGGCAAGACGUUCCUCUCACCUCCGCGGCUGUUCAAGGCAGACCUAUCGCACUACUUCCCCAAUCUUUUUGGUCAGACACUUUUGAAGAAGGACCACAGCCCCCGCGAUACUACGCCCGUGCUCGAAGGAAAGGCUUCCGUGGUCACGCUAUUUAGCAGUGCCUGGGCUGAGAAUCAGGUGCAGUCCUUUGUCUCCAAAAAGGCGAAUCCCGCGUUGCACGAGCUUCUUGGCAAGAACAGUGGCAAGGCCCAGAUGGUGCAGAUCAACGUCGAGGAUAAUUCGCUCAAGUAUUGGAUCAUUCGAUUGUUCAUGGGCUCGCUGAGGAAACGAGUUGGCAAGGACAAUUGGGGCAGAUACUUUAUCGUCAGGCGGGGCAUCUCGGAUGAGAUCCGAGAACAUAUUGGUCUGCUGAAUAGCAAAGUUGGCUAUACGUAUCUUGUGGACAGCAAUUGCAGGAUAAGAUGGGCAGGCAGUGGUCCUAGUGAGCCCGAGGAGAGGGAAGGUCUGGUCAAGGGCGUCCAAAGACUGCUGGAUGAAAUGAACAAGGAGGCCGCUCAGAAGAAGCCCACGGAAGAGGCUUGA